Humulus lupulus (European hop) is the source of this 8831-nucleotide messenger RNA. RefSeq lists its product as uncharacterized. The record is from RefSeq and is a predicted model, not a curated record. NCBI's taxonomy places the organism in Eukaryota, Viridiplantae, Streptophyta, Magnoliopsida, Rosales, Cannabaceae. The transcript is spliced from 14 exons. Gene Ontology annotation, molecular function: protein binding; helicase activity. Bases 238 to 7806 code for a protein of 2522 amino acids.
GUUAGGCUAUCUUUUAUAAAAUGAGAAACUAAGUUGACAUGAAUGAGAAUCUACCUUCUACUUACAGAUUAUAUGCUAAGUCUUUUAGUUUAUUAUAAUACUAUGUGAGGUUGAAUAUGAUAAAGUGGUGUAAGAAAUUGUAGAAUUAAGGUUUGAAUUGUUAUAAGUUGUUUGAGUGAGAAAAUUAUUAUAGGGGAUAGAGAGAGUGAUUGAGUGAGUUAUGCUAUACUACAUAUUAUGAUGAUGAAUAAUAAGACAUCAUCUGUUGCUGACCGUUUUACUGAAACUCUGUUUUCUUGGUCUCUUGAAGAUGUUUUCGAUGAAGAGCUUUUCACCAACAAGAUUGAAAAGAUUCCCAACUCAUUUCGAUCAGUUGAGCAUUAUUUGGGGUCUUAUGUUAAUCCUUUAUUGGAAGAAACACGAGCUGAAUUGCACUCAAGCAUGGAAGUUCUAUAUGGAGCGCCUUUCACUGAAGUAAACAAUUUCCAAGAAGAAGUUAAUCCAUAUGGUAACAAGAACUAUAUAGUUCAAGUUAGUGAUUGGAGAAACAAACACAAUAAAAAUGGCAAGGAGCCUUACAAAGCUUUGCCUGGAGAUUUUUUUGUUUUGGCAAAUGUUAAGCCAAAAACUGUCUGUGAUCUCCAAAUGGUAGACAGAUCGUGGGCUUUUCUAUCACUCGUUAAUCUCAUUGGGAAUGGCGGUAAGACAUUCAUAGUGAAGGCAUCAAAAGAGCUCACAUAUUACUUUCAGAAGCCAUUGUUCAUCGUUUUCUUGGCAAAUUUAACCCCUCUCAGGAGAAUAUGGGAAGCAUUGCACAUGUCAUCCAAUCUGGGGUUUCUAAAUAAAGUUAUAUGCAUUGAUUAUUCAGAGGCUAAGAGUAAGAAGAGGUGGUGUGAUGUUUGUUCCAAAAUCAGUAAUGGACUAUGGGGUGACAGAUUGGUUAAGAAGUUACCUUUUCAACUGAAUGAGUCUCAGACCAGAGCACUUGUUUCUUGUCUUCAUAUGAUGGACUGUGGGACAAAAUCUUCUUUGGAACUCAUAUGGGGUCCCCCGGGGACAGGAAAAACUAAAACUACCAGUGCUCUUCUUGUCGAGCUAUUGGGAAUGAACUAUACAACUCUUGUUUGUGCUCCCACGAAUAUUGCAAUUACUAAGGUGGCUUCUGGUGUUCUGAAGAUGGUGUUAGUAGAUACAUAUGGUACUGAUGGUUUGUUCUGUUCAUUGGGAAAUAUUCUUCUUUUCGGUACUAAGGAGAGGCUGAACAUUGACUCAGAUCUUCAAAUGAUAUAUCUGGAUGAUCGAGUUGAGAAGCUUGAAAAGUGCUUCGGUUUAGGUGGUUGGAGAUUUUGCUUGACUUCUAUGAUAGAUCUUCUUGAAAAUUCUGAUUUCUGGUACCAUGACACGCUGGAAAUGAGUGAGUCAAGCAUAGAGAAAGAAGAUUACAGUAAAAGUAGAAACGAAGAAAAGAGAUGCAUAAUAAAAGUAGAUGGUUGUGAAGUUGUGAAGAAAAACGUUCCAACAUUUCUUGAGUAUGUGAGAGAAGAAUUUAACAUGAAAUUUUCAGAACUUAAGGAGUACUUGUCUAUCAUCUGUACACAUACAACGAAAAGUUACAUUUCAGAAAAACUAUUUGAAGAUAUGGUCUCCCUUAUUAGCUCACUCGUUUCUUUUCAAUCGUUACUAUGCCAAGAGAAUAUGGUUUCUGAAGUAGUGGAGAUGAUAUUUUCUUCUGAAUAUAGUUUUCUUUCAUGUGUUGAUGAUAUCUCCUUGAGUCCCAAUAUGAAAAGAAAGGAAUGUGUUUCAAGUAUGAGAUCUCUUCUUGAUUCCCUUGACUUGCUUGACUAUUCUUGGUUUAAGAACCAGAAAACAAUUACACAAUUUUGUUGGGAAAAUGCUUCAUUAAUUCUCUGUACUGUAUCGAGUUCUUACAAGCUCCAUCGAUUGAAAAUUAGGCCAAGAAUUUUGGUUAUUGAUGAAGCUGCUCAACUGAAGGAGUGUGAAUCAAUCAUACCUCUUCAACUUCCAGGAGUAGAGCAUGCUAUUCUUGUUGGUGAUGAAUGGCAAUUACCAGCAACUGUCAAAAGCAAAGUUUCAGAGGAAGCUAGCUUCGGAAGAAGUUUGUAUGAAAGGCUGAGUUCAGAAAAUCAUCCAAGGCACCUCCUAAGUUUGCAAUACAGGAUGCAUCCAUCUAUAAGCUCUUUCCCAAAUUCUCUAUUCUAUCGUAACCAGAUACUUGAUGCUGCUAUUGUGAAGAUGAAAAGCUAUGAAAGGAGUUAUCUUCCAGGUCCAAUGUUUGGUCCAUAUUCUUUUAUAAAUAUAAUUGGUGGAAGAGAGCAUAAGGAUGAUGAUGAGCGUAGUCGAAAAAAUUUGGUUGAGGUAGCUGUUAUCAUGAGAAUACUACAAAAAUUGUACCAAGCCUGGGUUGAGUCAAAAUAUGAGCUUAGUGUUGGUAUUGUGUCUCCAUAUGCUGCUCAAGUGGUUGAAAUUCAAACCCAACUGAGGUUUAGGUACAAUGAAAAUAAUGGCUUUCAAGUAAAGGUGAAGACAAUUGAUGGCUUUCAGGGUGGGGAAGAGGACAUAAUAAUAAUGUCUACUGUACGCUGCAGUGGUUCUCAUCAUUCACUGGAUUUCAUAUCCAAACCACAAAGAAUUAAUGUUGCUCUAACAAGGGCUAGGCACUGCCUCUGGAUUUUGGGUGAGGAAAGAACUCUGGUUAAGAGUCUUACUGUUUGGACACCUAUUGUCAUUGAUGCAAAAAAUAGAAAAUGCUUCUUUAAUGCUGACAGAGAUGAUGAUUUGGCCAAGGCUAUAACAGAGGUCAAGAAAGAGUCCGGUCAAUUUGAUGAUAUGAUCCAUAAUGAUGGUAUACUUUUCAAGCGUUCAAAGUGGAAGGUUUUUUUCAGUGAAAACUUUCUAAAGUCGUUCAAAAACCUUGAAGUAGUUGAAGCAAAGAAACCAGUUAUUAAACUUUUACUUAAGCUUUCUGAUGGCUGGAGACCAAGGGGGCCUAGCGUCUCAGUCUGUGAAAACUCUUUGCAAAUUAUGAGUUAUAAGGUUGAAGGUUUUUAUGUUGUCAGCACUGUUGACAUAUCAAAAGAGCAUUCAGAAUAUAUGCAAGUUUUGAAGAUCUGGGAUUUGUUGCCUUAUCAAGAAAUUCCAAGGUUAAAAAACCAGCUUGAUAUUGUUUUUGACAAGUACACAGAAGAAUUCAUCAACAAUUGCAAUGAAAGGUGCUUGGAAGGAAAAUUGGAAAUCCCAAAGAGUUGGCCGCUCUCUUCGAACAUUGGUUGGUUUGAGGAUCUCCAUAUGAUGCCAAUGAAAUUCUACUCCCUAUCAAAUUGUGUAGUGAAUCACAUGCUAUCUGAUCGAGAUGGUAGAGAACUGGAUCUCCCUUUUGAAGUACCAGACCAAGAAAGAGAGAUCAUCCUUUUCCCUACAAGUACAUUUGUAUUGGGAAGGUCAGGUACUGGGAAAACUACUGUUUUAUCCAUGAAGUUGUUCCAAAAAGAAUAUAUGCAUCGCCUGAAAAUGGAAGGAUUCUAUGGAGCCAAGAGAAAUGGGAUUGGAACUGUUGAUAAAAAGAAUGUUGUUUUACGCCAGCUUUUUGUGACAGCAACUACUAAGCUUUGUGAUAAUGUCAAGCAAUACAUUUCAUACUGGAGAAGUGGUAGUCAUUCAGUUGAAAGCGGUCUGAUUCAUGAAAAUAAUAAUGACAACGAAGAUUCAAGAUUCAACAACAUCCCAGACUCCUUUCAUGACAUUCCCCUUAAUUCGUAUCCUCUUGCCAUAACAUUCCAUAAGUUCUUGAUGAUGCUUGACGGAACACUGAAAACAUCUUAUUUCCAAAGAUUCCUUGGUAUCGAUGAAGUUUCUCAAAGUCAAAUACCCAAUUCAAGAUCACAUAUAUACUAUUCCUUCUUAAGCACCAAAGAAGUUGAUUAUACGAGAUUUUUUUCACAAUACUGGCCUUGUUUUGAUUCCCAAUUAACGAAAAAUCUCGACCCUUCUUGUGUCUUUACUCAGAUAGUUUCUCAUAUCAAAGGCGGCCCACAAGCCCUAGAAACAAAAUAUGGUAAACUCACAAGGAAGAGAUAUGUUAGGUUGUCAAAGGGGUGUGGAUCUAGUCGUUUAAGGAGGAAAGAAAGAGAGAUUAUAUAUGAUAUAUUCCAGGUAUAUGAAAAACUCAAGUUGGAAAGUGGUGAAUUUGAUAUUGCUGACUUUGUAAAUGAUCUUCAUCUUCGACUCAAACAAGAAGGAUAUGGUGGUGAUCAAAUGGAUUUUGUCUAUGUAGAUGAUGUGCAAGAUCUCACAGUGAGUCAAGUUGCUUUGUUUAAGUAUGUAUGCAGUAACUUGGAAGAGGGUUUUGUUUUUUCUGGAGAUGUUGUAAGACCAAUUGCUGGGGGCAUUGAUUGUAGGAUUCAAGAUCUACGUUCUAUUUUUUAUAACAAGUUUGUUCUGAAUCCCAUGAUGAACAUGAAAGGAAAAGUGGGACAUAUCACUAAUAUGUUCAGUUUGAGUCAAAACUUUCGUAGCCAUGCUCGCAUUCUAAAACUAUCACAAAGUAUUAUUGAACUGAUAUAUCAUUUCUUUCCUCUAUCAAUUGAUAUUAUUGAACUUGAAACCUCUAUGGUCCCUGGUGAAGCUCCAAUUAUAGUUCAAUACAAGAAGAAUGAAAACGCAAUCAUAAAACUUUUUGGGAGAUGUGACAACAACUCGAGCAGAAAUGCCAUUAGUUUUGGUGCGGAGCAGGUAAUUUUGGUCAGAGAUGAAACAUCACGACAAAGCAUAAAGGACAUUGUUGGAAAGCAAGCCCUUAUCGUAACAAUACUUGAGUGCAAAGACUUGGAGUUUCAGGAUGUGAUGCUGUAUAACUUUUUUGGAUCUUCCCUGCUGAGAAAGAAGUGGAGACUUAUAUAUAAAUACAUGAACGAGCAAGAUCUGCUUGACUCCACGUCUCCACAGUUUCGUCUUUUCAACGAAAGCAAAGAUAGGAUUUUGUUGGCUGAGCUAAAACAAUUAUAUGUUGCCAUUGCAUGUACAAAGAAGAGAUUGUGGAUUUGUGAUACCACUGAAUUCUCCAAACCUAUGUUUGAGUAUUGGAUGAAGAAGUGCCUUGUACAAGUUCAACAACUAGAUGAUUCACUUGCUCUAUCAAUGCAAGUCUCAAGCAGUCCACAUGAGUGGAAAUCGAGGGGUGUAAAGCUAUAUUAUGCGCAUAACUAUGAAAUGGCUACAAUUUGCUUUGAAAAAGCUCAUGACACAUUUUGGGAAAUGAAGUCUAAAGCUGCUGGCCUUCAAGCUAUGGCUGACCAUAUGCUUACUUCCAAUCCUGAAGUAACAAGCUCUUUCUUAAGAAAAGCUGCCAAGAUAUUCAAAACUAUGGGGAAAUUUGAUUCUGCAAUGAGUUGUUAUAGAAAUUUAGGAGACAACGAGGAAAUAGGUUUGAUUUAUUUGGAAAAUUUUGGUGAGUUUGAGUCUGGGUUGCAGAGAGCUGGGGAGUGCUUCUCCCUGGCAGGUGAUUAUCAAAAAGCUGCUAAUGCCUAUGCUAAAGGCAAUUUGUUCUCAGAGUGUCUAAAUGUUUGUGCCAAAGGACUCUUAUUUGACACAGGUUUGGCAUAUAUACAAUCCUGGAAACUACAAGCAAAACAAGACUCUAAUGUGAGUAGUAAUAAAGGCACAGAAAUAGAAAAAAUUGGACAAGAAUUCCUGGAGAGGUGUGCUCUACAUUAUUACAAGCUUGAAAACAUAAAAUCUAUGAUGAGGUUUAUUGAAGCUUUUUAUUCCAUGGAUUCAAUACGUCAAUUCUUGCGGUUGUUGGGUUGUUUUGAUGAACUUAUGUCAUUGGAAGAAAAAUUAGGAAAUUUUGUGGAAGCUGCAGACAUUGCAAAGCUCAGAGGAGAUAUACUAGUUGUGAUAGAUUUACUUGAGAAGGCUGGGAAAUUUAAGGAAGCAUCAACACUUAUUCUUGCUUAUGUUCUUUCCAACUCACUCUGGUCAUCUGGUAAAAUAGGAUGGCCCUUACAGUCGUUGAAACAAAAUCAUAAUCUUAUAACAAAAGCCAUAUCAUUUGCCAAGAAUGAGACGAAAGACUUCUAUGAUUUUGUUUGCACAGAAGCUGAAAUUAUUACAAAUAAGAAGAGUGACUUGGCAGUGAUGAAAAAUGAAAUGAUUUCUUCUCAGAGACACAAGAGUGUUAGAGGUGAAAUCCUAUGUGUUUGGAGAGUUGUUGAUGCUCAUCUUGAUUCAAAUCUUACAGAAUAUUUAAGGGAAGGAGAUUUACCACGUGACCAGUUGAUGGAUUCAGAAGAACGCAUGAUGUCUCAAAUCCAUGUUUCAGUGGAGUCACUAGUUUAUUUCUGGAAUAUCUGGAAGGAUAAAAUUCUUCGAAUUUUUGAAUAUCUUGAAGGUCUACAAACUCAAGAUGUCAAUGAAUUCACGAGCUAUGGAGAGUUCUGUUUGGAAUAUUUAGGUGUUUUGAAACAAUGCCACAAUUCCCUCACAAACUAUGUCUUGCUCUACUCUGAUGCAAACUGGGCUAGAAAUGUGGAGCAUAUACAUGUCCGGAGUAUUGGAAAUAAGUUAGUGCUUUUUAUUGACGUUGACCAGUUUAUACAUGUUGCCCAGGUCUAUUGGUCUUCACAAGUACUCUCUGUUGGUUUUAAGGUUCUGCACAAGCUAGAAGCCAUUAUCCAUACCUUUGCGACUGAUUCAUAUGAUUCCCUUUCAAGGAAAUGCAUGAUAUUUACUCUUAUCUAUGAGGUUGCACAAUUUAUUUUAGGGUCCAAAAAUCUGAAUAGGACAUGUCAAAAUUCAGAUGAUCUCGAGAAAUUGAUAAGACUGGCAACUGAUUUUUCAGGAUACAUAUUCCCUUUAGAUUGGCAGAAAUCAUUGGGCGAGGACUUUGUUUCUUUUAGAGGAACAGGCAUUUGUAAUAAGUUUCUGAAGCAAAUGAUUGUUGAACAUUGCAACUUGAGGAAUGAUCUGACUCACAGUCAAGUUGGAAACAUAGCUGUGUUUGUUCUCAGCUCUAGCAGGCUUAAUGAUGAACUAUUUGAGAAGAUUAUGAAAAGGAUGAACCAGAACCUGCCAUGGAAGGCAUUCUUUAAGUGUCUGCAAAGGUCUAGAGGGUCAUACUUUCCAAGCUCAUCUCUGAUUUGUAGGUUUCAUGGUGUUUUGGUGGAUGCAUACAAUGCAAAUUGCAUGAGAGAAUGUGACCCAAUAUCUCCUAGUUUUUUCUUUUAUCUUGUUGAGCGCUUUGUGAUUUGGUUAUCUAUAUCAUUCAAAGGCUACUUCAUUACAACAAAGUCAGCAUUUGUUGAAUGGCUUGUCUAUGAAGAGAUUCAUACUACGACCACGCCAUGUUUCAACACUUUAGUUGGUUUUCUGCAAUCUGAUCUACCAUUUGUGACCCAUGUUAUCAAGGAAUGCCUUAACAACGAGCAGGAUAUGAUUGAUUGGAUCAACAAAUCUCCCUCAAGAGAUAACAAGUCCUAUUCAUUACUCGUGUCUAGGAUGGUUUUGAUACUUUGUCUGCUUCGAGAAAAUUUCGGAAUGGGUUCAAGUCUACUUUUUGAUUUGUUGGGAAUACCUAGGAUCACUAAACACAUGCCUUUAAAAUUUUGUGAUAAUCUCAAGUCAUAUUUAGUUCGUUGUGAUGUAACUAUGCUUGCUGAAGCAUUUGAGGAUAUUGGAAAUUCUCUGGUCGUUGUAAGUUUUGGGAUCUCAAAGCCUUGGUUUGAGGAUUUUAAUGUUGUGGAUAUGAGUGUGAAUCGUAGCAAGAAUGACAUAUUAAGAACAUUGUUUUAGAAAAGAGUUAAAGCUUUUACAUGGGAUUCCACAGCAGGGACAAGUUCUAAGUGUGAGACAAAUCCACCAAUGAGUUUAGGCUUUUGGAAAAUAUUUGAAGCCAUUAACUCUGAAGGAAAGGGAAGCAUAGAUCAAGAGAAUAAGCUUACAUUAAAUGCUCAAAAAAUUAAGGUGGUUUUGGAAAAAUACAUUCGCCUACUCGAGCAAAAUAUCUCAUCAUCUCGUGAUAUGGCUGACAUGGUAUAUGAACUGAAACAACUUUGUGCAGCAUUGGAUGCGAGGGAUAUACGUCUAGUGAAACAACUUGCUAAGAGGGUGCAAUCAAGAAAACCAGGAAUGGAAUGUUUCUUGAAUCAGUUGUUUCACAAGCAUACCACAGCUCAGGACGGUAGAGCAAAAGUAAAGGAAGGUUGCCACAUCCUUUGAUCGAUGCAUGUUGAACUCGAGUAUAUCUGAAUGUUGUAAUAUAUAUAUACAUAUAUAUAUAUAUAUAUAUAUGUGUGUGUAUGUGUGUGUGUGUGUUUGACCAAAGAAUAAUGUUUGGAUGGGAUUCUCUUUCGAAGACAGUUCGAGGGUAUUGUUGAUCAUUUUGAGUCUCAGUUUAUGCUAUCUUAGAAUUCAGAAUCCAAGUAAUGGAACGUAUACUUAAAGAACUGAUAUUAGUAUAGCUUUUGUGUAUACACUUUUUCUUCAUCACAAUGAUCAAAUGUGAGUAAAGCUAUAGAACAGUAUUAUUCUUCGGAGGAGCUAGAGUUCUGAAUCAGGGAAAAAUACUCGCAUUUUUAUGGGAUUUUCACAUCCUCUCUGCUAUUUUACACUAUUAAUAAAAGAUAUAUACUUGUACAAAAUAAAUAGACAAAAAGGCAAUUCUACUAGCAUUUUGACUAUACUGUAUAACAAAAUAAACGGUAGCUUUGUCUUGGAGCUUCUACACUCUUUGCACUUUAUUUGUAAUAUUCGCUUUCUUAAGGAACAUUUAUAAAGAUAAAUUGGACUGACCAAGGGUAUCAUGGUCAUUAUGUGAA